Molecule: messenger RNA, 1248 nt
Organism: Eurytemora carolleeae
Lineage: Eukaryota; Metazoa; Arthropoda; Copepoda; Calanoida; Temoridae
Product: zinc finger Y-chromosomal protein 1
Exons: 1
Biological process (GO): regulation of transcription by RNA polymerase II
Cellular component (GO): nucleus
Molecular function (GO): RNA polymerase II cis-regulatory region sequence-specific DNA binding; DNA-binding transcription activator activity, RNA polymerase II-specific
Source: RefSeq, a predicted model, not a curated record
AAACGUGAAGUGGAAUACACUUGUAAUGAGUGUGAGUAUGUUGCAACUGAAGCAGGCAAUCUAAAAUACCACAUCAAAAGUAAACAUGAAGGAGUGAGAUAUCCAUGUUCUCAAUGUAAAUAUUCUGCAACUAAGCCAAAUGCUCUGAAGAAACAUGUUGAAAGUAAACAUGAAGGAGUGAGAUAUCCAUGCUCUCAAUGUGAGCAUGCUGCAACUUCAGCCAGUAACCUGAAGAAACAUGUUAAAGGUAAACAUGAAGGAGUGAGAUAUCCGUGUUCUAAAUGUGAGUACGCUUCAACUAGGGCAUAUAAUUUGAAGAAACAUGUUGAAACUGAACAUGAAGGAUUGAGAUAUCCAUGUUCUCAAUGUAAAUAUGCUGCAACUACAUCAAUGGUCUUGAAGAAACAUGUUGAAAAUAAACAUGAAGGAGUGAGAUAUCCUUGCACUCAAUGUGAGUAUGCUGCAACUCAAGCAGGUGCCCUGAAGAAACAUGUUGAAAGUAAACAUGAAGGUGUGAGAUAUCCUUGUUUGCAUUGUGAAUUUGCAGCAACUACAGCAAAUUAUCUGAAGAAACAUGUUGAAUAUAAGCAUGAAGGAGUUAGAUAUCCUUGUUUGCAUUGUGAAUUUGCUGCAACUACAGCAAGUAACCUGAAGAUGCAUGUUGAAAGAAAUCAUGAAGGAGUGAGAUAUCCAUGCUCUCAAUGUGAUUAUGCUGCAACUAUAUCGAGUGACUUGAAGAAACAUGUUGAAAGUAAACAUGAAGGAGUGAGAUAUCCUUGUCUUGAAUGUAAGUUUACUGCAUCUUAAGGAAUCAUAAGGAAUUGAAAUCUGCAAGAGACCCCAUUGUGGGCCCCCCAGACCGCCCAGAAAGCAGGGUGCAAGUUACCUAAAGAAACAUGUAAAAAAUAAACAUAAAUGAGUGAGAUAUCCUUGUGUAUGUUUUACAUAUCUGAGGAGACUGAUCAUAAAUACAAUACUCAUUUAUCCCGCUUUAAAAAAUUAAGUAGUUAACAAAGUAUUUUUAUUGUAUAUUUUUUUAUUAAAAGUUUUGUUGAAUUUUUUUUCUUUCUCACUUUUUUGAUUUGAACAGCUAGAUAUUUAGCCAAAUAUAGCAAGAAAAAAUAUUUCCAAUAUAACUUGAACCUGUGACAAGAGCUUGUUUUUCUUAUUUUGAAAGUUUUGUUCAAAAUUUAACCAGCGGAAUUAAUAAAAGCAGAACAUGCUGACAUGUUUGUAUUUCAUUUUGUA